Molecule: messenger RNA, 1116 nt
Organism: Ustilaginoidea virens
Lineage: Eukaryota; Fungi; Ascomycota; Sordariomycetes; Hypocreales; Clavicipitaceae
Exons: 4
Coding region: 1-1116 (371 amino acids)
Biological process (GO): L-threonine biosynthetic process
Molecular function (GO): NAD binding; aspartate-semialdehyde dehydrogenase (NADP+) activity; NADP binding
Source: RefSeq, a predicted model, not a curated record
AUGGCUCCUCCAUCCUCAUCAUCAUCAUCAUCACCACCACCCCCCAAGAAGUGCGGCGUCCUGGGAGCCACCGGCUCCGUCGGCCAGCGCUUCGUCCUCCUCCUCGCGCAGCACCCGUUCCUCAAGCUCCACGCCGUCGGGGCGUCCGCCCGCUCCGCCGGCAAGAAGUACAAGGACGCCGUGCGCUGGAAGCAGUCGGCCCCGAUGGGCGGCGCGACGGCCGAGAUGGUGGUGCGCGAGUGCCGGCCCGACGCCUUUGACGACUGCGACGUCGUCUUCUCGGGGCUGGACUCUGACGUCGCCGGCCACGUGGAGCAAGCCUUCCUCCGGGCCGAGAUGCCCGUCUUCUCCAACGCCAAGAACCACCGCCGCGACCCCCUGGUGCCGCUGGUCGUGCCGACCGUCAACCUCUCGCACCUGGACCUGAUCCCGCACCAGCGCGACGUCAACCGCCUCCGCAGGGGCUUCCUCGUGUGCAACUCCAACUGCGCCGUGGUCGGGCUGGUCGGCCCCCUGGCCGCCCUGCAGGCCGCCUUUGGCCCCGUCGCCGCCGUGAGCGUCGUCACCAUGCAGGCCGUCUCCGGGGCCGGCUACCCCGGCGUCUCGUCCAUGGACGUGCUCGACAACGUCGUGCCCCACAUCCCCGGCGAGGAGGACAAGCUCGAGUCCGAGGCGCGCAAGAUCCUCGGCCGCAUCGACGACGCCCGCUCCGCCUUUGUCGAGCAGGCCGGCCUGCGCGUCUCCGCCACGUGCAACCGCGUGCCCGUGCUCGACGGCCACACCGCCUGCGUGAGCCUGCGCUUCCAGCGGCGGCCGCCGCCCUCGGCCGACGAGUGCAAGGCCGCCCUGCGGAGCUACGUCGCCGACGCCCAGGCCCUGGGGUGCCCCUCGGCGCCCGACCCCGCCAUCUGGGUGUUUGACCAGGACGACCGGCCGCAGCCCCGGCUGGACCGGGACCUGGGCAACGGCUACACCGUCAGCGUCGGCAGGCUGAGGCAGGACGAGAGCGGCGUGUUUGACAUGAAAUUCACGGCUCUAAGUCACAACACCGUCAUCGGCGCAGCUGGAUCUUCCAUCCUCAAUGCCGAGGCUGCCGUCCUCAAGGGCUACUUGUAA